Cladocopium goreaui is the source of this 1317-nucleotide messenger RNA. The record is from the annotation of a GenBank genome assembly. Lineage: Eukaryota; Dinophyceae; Suessiales; Symbiodiniaceae.
AUGCACGCUUUGGACUUCUAUGACAGUUUUCUGGAUGAGGUUGUUGCAAGGACCGAAAAGGGUGAUGGUCAUCGUCGCAAUCACGCAGCGGCUGGAUUGGACCAUGCCACUUGCACGCUUGACCAGCUUGCUGACUGGCUGGAAACAACUUCUCACAGUUCUGCUGUCUCAGGGAUAGCUUCGCCUGAGACAGCCCUCAUGGGAUUGCACAGAGCAGUGCAGCGUCGACUUCCCUCACGGCAGACCCUUCAGAUUGAUAUGCCCCGGCUGACGUCUUUUGUGGAGUGGGACUCGGAGUGUCAGCAAGAGUUGAUGACCCUUUGCAAAGGGCUCGAUCAAGACAGUUGCAUAUUCAGCGACAUAGCCGGGUUCUUCCGUGACGACAUUGCCGACUUGAUCAAGGGUUUGGAGCAGAAACCAACUAUGGCCUUUGAGAUCCUAGCGCCAUUGCUGUGCAGCCGCAAAGCCAUGAAGCGUCGGGCUUGGUGCCUGCGCCAUCAGAAGGAAUGCUUCCUCCAGACAUCCGAUGCCCACACUGCCGGGAGUUCUUGUACAGCCCAUUCUAAACAGGGCUUGGGCAAAGCUUUCAGUGACAAGAAUGCAAUCCACUUUUUGGCAUGGUGCGGAUUGCGCCUGGAGGUGGGCGAAAAGGAGAUUACGUUGGAAAACGUUGAAGAAUUUCCCACUGAUGCGCUGGAGAGAUUGAUGUCGCCAAUGUACUUCAUAGAGGCCAUCAAAAUGGAUCCACGCUUCUUUGGGUUUCCAAUUGCAAGAGGGCGCAAGUACCAUCGCUUGAGGAACAAGGCAGCGGCCCUCAUGGAGUUGAGUCCUUUUUCUCGCUUCAACAAGCGUUUUUUCCGCUUGGUGCAUUGGAGCUGGAGAGAGUUUGCUUUCAUGCAUAUGUUCAAGGAUGGAGUGAUCCCGACUGAGUUCGAAGCCGAGCUUCAAUGGGCCCGAAGCCGCAAACUGAGUAUGAUCAGGACCUUUGCAAACAGCGGGCACGAAAGUGUCGAGGACAUUGACCGCAUCGUUGCCCACUAUGGAGCGCAAGAAGUAUCUGAUGCGGUGGUUGUCCGAGUGCAGGACAUGAUUUGUGCCCUUGGCGGAUUUCAAGAACAACCUUUUCUGGCGUCCUUGAAUGCCAAUGAAUUGAAGAUGAGAGGCCUUUAUGCUGAGAAGGCCCCCGGGGAGGCCUGGCAGCUCAACCAAAACCCAGGUGCUGGGCACGGGAUGCACUCAACUCUGUUUUGGAUGCAUACCUUGAUUCACAACUGCGGCCUGACACUGGGCAAGUCUUGGGUAUCAUUUUUUCGUUGA